Messenger RNA from Nezara viridula (southern green stink bug), 1337 nucleotides. The record is from the annotation of a GenBank genome assembly. NCBI's taxonomy places the organism in Eukaryota, Metazoa, Arthropoda, Insecta, Hemiptera, Pentatomidae.
AUGGAGUGCGGUAUUGAAGGAGACCAGAGUGGGGACAAUCUUACACGGGCCGGUAUAUAUACCUCUCGCUUGGACCUUUCCAUCAGAACAGUCCUACCGGCUUCAGCUGAAUACAGGAGGUCCAUCAUGAACGGUUUGAUCGUGUUUCUUGCUUUGGUAGGUGCCGCCAUGGCCCAGUACGGCCAUGCUGGAGUCCAAGAGACCCCAGAGGUCGCUGCGGCUAGGGCUGCCCACCUUUCUGCAUUGGCUGCUGCCGGAGGACACGUCCCAGCUCCCGCUGCUCACGGCUAUGGCGCCCCCGCUGCCGCAGGCGUUCCCGCUGACACCCCCGAGGUAGCCGCCGCCAAGGCCGCCCACUUCGCUGCCCUCGCUAAGGUCGGAGGCUCCCCACAGGGUGCCUACGACAAUGGCGCCUACAACCCAUCUUACGACAACAGCGGCGCCUACAACCCAUCCUACGACAACAGCGGUGCCUACAACCCAACCCCAUCCUACAACAGCGGAAGCUGGCACGGACCUCAGGCCCUCCCCCCAGGCUUCGACGCCAACGGCGCUCCCCUCCCAGUCCAGGACACCCCCGAGGUCCAGGCUGAGCGUGCCCACCACCUUGCCCUCGCCGCUCGUGCUGGUGCUCCAGUUCCAGCCCCAGCUUGGAACGCCGCCCCUGCUCCCGCUUGGAACGCUGCUCCAGCUCCAGCUUGGAACGCCGCUCCAGCUCCAGCCUGGAACGCCGCCCCAGCUCACUCAUGGAACGCCGCUCCAGCUCCAGCCUGGAACGCCGCCCCCUCUGGCCUUCCCGCUGACACCCCUGAGGUAGCCGCCGCUAAGGCCGCUCACUUGGCCGCCCACCAGGCCGCCGGCCACAGGUACAAGAGGUCCCUCAUCGCCGCCCACCCCCUCCUCUCCCACUCCAUCGCCUACACCGCUCCCAUCGCCAUCGCUCCCAUCGCUCCUCUCCACGUCCCAGUCCUCAGGCACUCCAUCCUCCUCUAAAUGGUCAACAGCUGUGAAACACGAUCUCCUGGAGAGUCCACGUCAGGAGCUCCUGGUUAAAUAUUUUGUUACCGAUCCGUUCUAGUUUCUUUUUUAAUUUUUACCGAGCAAAAAUAAAUUGAGGUAAGGCCUCACAAAAACCAAAACAAUAUCUACAGUUUCAUUAUUUAUCCCUUUCUCCUUAUUUUGAAAAACCAAUAAAAUAACUAUUCUUAUGAUUGAUGUAUUUCUAGUUUCAUUUGGUCUAAAAACAUCUGGAAAUAAAAGUACCAGAUUAGUGUCAGUUUACAACUAUCACAACUUAAACAACAGUUAAGCACUGCACCCAUCUAAGUGGUGACCUA